GCCGGAAACAGUACACCUGUUUCUGGUUGUGCACCGUUUUGAGUAAAGUUUCAAAAAUUGAUAACCAAAAUCUUCCAUCGAUGAUGCUCCACGAGGCAGUGAUGUUGGAAAUCUACCGACAGGCCCUUCACGCUAGUGAAAUGGCCAGCCCUAGAUGCCAAUCGAGGGAAUCGUCGUCGGGUGGUGGGCGCUGUCCAUCGGAUGAGUCCAUCCGCUCGGAGGGGGACCGUGACGAGCAGGGUGCAGGGAACAACCUGAGCCCGGUUUCGAUCACGCUUCCGCCGACGUUACCACCGGCCGCUGCAGCCGCCCUCCUGCCUCAGCAUUCCGCCGCCAUGGCGGCGUACCUCAAUGCAGCAGCCGUUGCAGCACAACAGAACCGGCUGCUGCUGAGCUCGCCGCUAGCAGGUCUCGCCUCGGUUCGGAAUGGCUCGCCACCUGUACUACCUCUACGGUCACCGACGGACGAGAGUGACGACGCAACGGUGCUGGACUUUAGCAAGAAGCGUGGCUCCGGCGGCGGUGGCGACGAUGACGACGAGGACGACGAGGAGGACGAGGAUGGUGGUGAGGGUGGUGGAGCUGGUGGAGCAGGUGGACGCGGCAGCCGUGGUGGUGAUGGGGAAGGUGAUGGCGACGGGGGUAGUGAUUGUGGUGAUGCUGUAAAUCUCAGUCAAAAGUCCGGCAUCGGUGACAACAGUCCGCUCGAUCUGUCCGUAAGCCAUCGGAAGCGGACGGGCAAUGAGGAGGGUGCGUCACCGCCGCCUCGCAAAACCACCCGUUCGCUCGACUACAAACCAGCCAUCGUAACGCCCUGGAGUACACCGGUCACGCCGCAGCUACCUUAUCUGGCAGCGGCGGCGGUAGCAGCUGCUGGGCUUUCGCCGAAGAACAAUCAUCACCAGCAUGCAAUGCACGCGGACAGUUGGAACGGCAAGCACAAAUCAGUUGCAGCUGCUGCAGCAGCCGCUGCCGCCGCUGCGGCCGUUACGAACGAUGCCACGAAAGCGCUGGAAAAGAUGUCCGAGCUGAGCCGUUUGGGCGGUGAGGACAUCUAUCGAUCGCCGAGCACGGGCAAUUCUGGUGGUGGGGGCGGUGGUGGUGGCGGAGGUGCGGGUGGCGGCGGACGACACAGUGCGUGGCAAUCGCACUGGCUCAACAAGGGUGCCGAUUCGGCAAAGGAUGUGUUGAAGUGUGUCUGGUGCAAGCAGAGUUUCCCUUCGCUGGCCGCCAUGACGACACACAUGAAGGAGACGAAACACUGUGGCGUUAAUGUGCCUCCCGGUGGCGGUGGAGGCUCGGGUGGUCACGCACAGCAACCGAUUCCACCACCGGCACAGAGCGGUAACAAUAUGGGAGGAUCGGGUGGACAGGGUGGCCAAGGGCACGGUACAACGUCAAAGCCAACGCCAAGCGAACUGAACAUGCUCAUCAAGGAGACGAUGCCACUGCCGAGAAAGUUGGUGCGCGGUCAGGACGUUUGGUUGGGCAAGGGUGCGGAACAGACGCGCCAGAUCCUGAAGUGUAUGUGGUGUGGCCAAAGCUUCCGCACGUUAGCGGAAAUGACGGCGCACAUGCAGCAGACGCAGCACUACACCAACAUCAUCUCGCAGGAGCAGAUCAUCUCGUGGAAGUCGUCCGAUUCGGACAAAGCGGGUGGUGGUGGUGGAGGCGGUCCUGCUGGAGGUGCGGGCGGCGCUGGUCCUAGUGGUGGAGGAGCUGGACCGAACGGUGGUGGAGUGGGUGGUGGUGGUCCGGGUGGUGCAGCGAACGCGGCAGCAGCCGCACAGACAAACAGUCACGUCAGCGCCGUGCUUACAUGCAAAGUGUGUGAUCAAGCGUUCUCCUCGCUGAAGGAGCUCAGCAAUCACAUGGUGAAGAAUGCACACUACAAAGAGCAUAUCAUGCGGUCGAUCACCGAAAGCGGCAGUCGACGGCGACAAACUCGGGAAAAGCGCAAAAAGUCCUUACCAGUGCGGAAGUUGCUCGAGAUGGAGCGUGCUCAGCACGACUACGGCAAGAACGGGGCAGAGACUGGUCCAAAUUCGGCCGCGGCCGCUGCAGCCGCUGUGGCGGCGGCAGUCAAUGCCGCCAACAAACCGUUGCGCGAUCUCGGCGCGGGUAAAAUUAGCUGCGAGAAGUGUAAUGAAAAGAUCGAAACCACCAUGUUUGUCGACCACAUUCGGCAGUGCAUCGGUGGAACGGCUCUGCUGGCCGCUCAGCAGCAGCGUGAUAAGCUGAAGAGUGCUCUGCUCUCGAACACCAUCAUCCCACCCGACUCGAUCUCACCGGUAACGCCGACUGGGCGCGAUGGUCGCAAGAGCGUCAGUGAUGAUCUCGCAUCUCCGCUGUCGUCCCAGAAGUCACCACUCGGUUCCGACCUACUGUCGCCCGUAUCGAUGCUUACCAAGAAGGAUGGCAAUGGUGGCAGUGGGGGUGAAAAGAGUUCCUCCCCUUCGGUGCUGAACGCAAUCGAGCAGCUGAUCGAGAAAAGCUUCGAUACCCGAUCGCGCCACGGUGGAUCGAACUAUGCCGGUAGUGGCGGUGGGGGAGGUGGUGGCCAAAGCUCUACCCCACUCGGUUCCAGCAUCCUGAAGCGGCUCGGCAUCGACGAGAGUGUAGACUACACCAAACCACUGGUUGAUCCACAGACGAUGAAUCUCCUGCGUUCGUAUCACCAUCAGCAGCAGCAGGCCCAGUACGCGUCGCAACAGUUUGGUCGCCGCGAGCGUAGUGGCAGCGAGUCCAGCUCGAUUUCGGAACGUGGCAGCAGUCGCAUGGAUUCGUUGACGCCCGAGAAAAAGUUCGACACGCCGAGUCAUUCCACACCGCGCGGAACCCCCGACAAACCGUACUCGGAGCAGUCGGAUCAUCAUCAUGCGGAUGGAACCGAUCUGCACGCGCAACCACCGAUCAAACGGGAGCUGCACAGUGACGACGAAUCACCGGAGGCUGAAAGCAAACCGGCAGCCGAGCAGGGCAAGAUCCGCAUCAAGAAGGAGCUCAUGCAAGAAGAGGGCGAUGAUCACGAAACGGAUCACGAGAUGCGACCACCGAGCAAGGCACAGCAGCGUGAUGAUCGCGACGAUCCAGAACCACCGAGACGGAGCAGUGUUGCUUCUAGUCCCGCACCCAGCCCCCGUCUAUCGACGGCCAGUGUACCGCUGAGUCCGGCGGCCAGCCCACUCAGUGACCAUCAUUCCAUCGCUUCCCGCUCAACGCCUGGAGCAGGCGACUGUAGCUCGAAAAAGUCAUCCAACGUCAGCAACAGUCUCGGUGCACUUUCGUCUAUGUUCGAUAGUUUGACCGGUGUGGGAAGUGGCUCCACCGGUGGUUCGGAUGCAGCAUCCACCGGUGGUUCGGGUGGCAAGAAAUCUAGUGCCCAUCCUUUAGCCGCCCUGCAGAAGCUUUGUGAUAAGACGGAAACACCUUCGGCCGGUGGUGGCGGUCGUGGCAGUUCGAGCAGUUCUGCACUGCUGGCAGCCACCACGAACAGUUCCGGUUCGCGGACGGCUCCCGGUGCCAUUCUGGCAUUUAGCUGGGCGUGCAACGACGCCGUGGUGUCGGAGGACGUUGCCGGCGGCACGAUCAAGUGUGCGUACUGUGAUACAACGUUCGGUUCGAAGGGUGCCUACCGGCACCAUCUAUCCAAAGCGCACUUCGUGAACGAUGACGUCAUUCCCGACCCGAAGGUAUCGGGUUCCGGGGCGCUGUCGCUUGCCGCCACCAGUGGCGCACAGUCGCUCAAGACGCGCUCCUCGCCCGCACCGAACUCACCCAAAUCGACCGGCUCGACUGCACCGCUGUCGCUGGUAACGGGAUCCUCGGCGGGGUCCUCAUCCUCGUCAGCGUCCUCCACCGGCAGGGAGAGUGUCGAGCGUCGCGUUGGUCAUGAGUCGGGCAAUGGACCGUCGGCCAAAAGCCCGCCACCAUCACAGUCGCCCGCAUUCGAUGAAAGUCCUCACUCCAAGUUCCUCAAGUACACUGAGCUAGCGAAGCAGCUUUCGUCCAAGUACGUCUGACACUCUUAAGG
Molecule: messenger RNA, 4033 nt
Organism: Anopheles maculipalpis
Lineage: Eukaryota; Metazoa; Arthropoda; Insecta; Diptera; Culicidae
Gene: tio
Product: protein tiptop
Exons: 2
Coding region: 81-4022 (1313 amino acids)
Biological process (GO): regulation of transcription by RNA polymerase II
Cellular component (GO): nucleus
Molecular function (GO): DNA-binding transcription factor activity, RNA polymerase II-specific; DNA binding
Source: RefSeq, a predicted model, not a curated record